AUGAGAGAAUCAAGUUGGAAGGCUUUCAUAAAAGAAGUUAUAUUAUUUUGUGAGAAACAUGAAGUUGAAGUUCCUGAUAUGAAUGCAUUGCAUAUUCCUAGAAGAGGCCGAACUCGCAAAAUUGUUGAUCAAAUUUCAGUGGAGCAUCAUUACCGUGUUAAUUUAUUUCUGACUGUAAUUGAUACACAAUUGCAAGAGCUUAAUGGAAGAUUCAAUGAUAAUAUGGUGGAAUUGCUUACUUUAAGCUCAACUUUAGAUCCCAGAGAUAAUUAUAAGUUCUUCAGUGUCAACAAAGUAUGUGAAUUAGUAGAACGGUUUUAUCCAGGUGACUUCAGUGACCAAGAGAAAUUUCACAUUAGAAUGCAAGCUCAACAUUAUGAACUUGAUGUUCCUAAUCAUAUUGAAUUAACUAACUUGUGCACAAUUUCGGAGUUAUGUCAAGGAUUAACGAAGACAGGAAAGUCUUUAACAUAUCCUUUGAUUGAUUGUUUGAUUCGCUUGGUAUUAACUCUCCCUGUUUCAACUGCUACAACUGAAAGAUCUUUUUCAGCUAUGAAUAUUAUGAAGAAUAGACUCAGAAACAAAAUGAAAGAUGAAUUGCUUGCUAAUUGUAUUUUGAUUUACAUUGAGAAUAAGAAGAUUACUGAAAAAUUUGACACAGAUUCUAUUAUCGAUGAAUUUUAUGAUAUGAAGAAUCGACGUGUACCACUUCAUUAG
Molecule: messenger RNA, 717 nt
Organism: Arachis duranensis
Lineage: Eukaryota; Viridiplantae; Streptophyta; Magnoliopsida; Fabales; Fabaceae
Exons: 1
Coding region: 1-717 (238 amino acids)
Molecular function (GO): protein dimerization activity
Source: RefSeq, a predicted model, not a curated record